AUGAAUAGUGAAGAUAAUAAAAAUUCUCUAGAUACUACAAAUGAAAAUGAUGUCAAAAAUGAUGUUAAUAUAGAUGAGAACCCUAUUAGUGAAGAAAAAAGUAUAGAACAAAAAGAAGAAAAAAAUUUAGAUAGAGUUAUUGUAACAUUAAUGAACACACCAGGAGUCCCACCAUUAAAAACAAAAAAUCGUGCCGUAGAUAUAACCAUGACAUUCGGAGAGUUAACUCGUAAAGUUCAUAAAAUAUUAAAAUUGGAAAAGGAACAGACACUCUUUCUAUAUGUAAACAAUGCUUUCAGCCCAACUUUAGAUACAACCUUAGAAAAUGUCAUAAAUUGCUUUGCUCCCGGAGAAAGUAAAUUAACAAUUCAUUAUUCAAUUAAUCAUGCUUUCGGUUAA
This is a messenger RNA of Strongyloides ratti, 399 nucleotides long. Its product is annotated as Ubiquitin-like protein ATG12. Gene Ontology annotation, cellular component: cytoplasm; phagophore assembly site membrane; Atg12-Atg5-Atg16 complex. Gene Ontology annotation, biological process: nucleophagy; autophagosome assembly; autophagy of mitochondrion. The transcript has a single exon. NCBI's taxonomy places the organism in Eukaryota, Metazoa, Nematoda, Chromadorea, Rhabditida, Strongyloididae. The coding region runs from base 1 to 399 and encodes 132 amino acids. The record is from RefSeq and is a predicted model, not a curated record.